GGAUAAUAAAAAGAUCUUUGAGCUAAAAUUGAAAAGAGAAGAGAACGAUCGAACUUCGAAGUAACAGUAUCUGCUUUGGUUUUUCAUUCAAAACGCAGAAGAUCAAAAUCAAAGAUCAUAAGGUAGGAGAGAGGAGAAAUGGCAGCGAAGCAAAUGGAAGAGAUACAGAGAAAGCUAACGGUAUUGAAUUAUCCUCGAGCUAACGCUCCGGCGCAGUCUCUUCUCUUCGCCGGCAUGGAGCGUUACGCUCUCCUCGAGUGGCUUUUCUUCAAGCUACUAGGCGAUAAAUCACCAUUCUCACAGCAAAAUCUGCAAGGAGAUGCAAUGGAUCGUGAUGAAGAGACUGCUCGUAUUCAAUGUAAGUCUUUUACUCUUAAAUUUGAUGGAGUUAUUCCCUGCGUGAAAUGUUUUUUGGUCCAGGGGCGAGGGAGCUAUGAGGAUCGUACUGAAAUGCUUCGCCUAAUGGUGGAUCUUGUGGAGGCUUGCAUCUAUGCUGAUAAUCCAGAAUGGAGUGUAGAUGAACAGGUAGCAAAAGACAUACAACUGAUAGAUUCUAUCGCAGAGAAACAAGCUGUAAUUUUCUCAGAGGAAUGCAAGUUGUUCCCGGCAGAUGUGCAGAUUCAGUCUAUAUAUCCAUUGCCUGAUGUAUCCGAACUGGAAACAAAACUUGCGGAACAAUCAAAGAUUCUCUUGAAUCUUCAGCAGAAAGUUGAUGAUUUGGCAUCAAAGCAUGCUUAUAAUCCAGAUGAAGACUAUACAGAGGUGGAAUCCCAAUUGCGGGCACAUUUGGAAUCUUUUCUAGAAACUGCAAGACAAUUCAAUUUGAUUUACACCAAGGAAAUUCGCCCAUGGACCCAUAUGAUGGAGGUACCGCAGCUUCAUGGUUUUGGACCAGCUGCUAAUCGAUUGUUGGAGGCAUACAAGAUGCUGUUGAAGUUUCUAGGGAACUUGAGGAACCUUAGAGACUCACACGCAGCUCUUGCUGUUGGAUCAUCUGAAACAAUAGCUGGUGAACCCUCAUCUGUUAUAAGGAUAAUUUCAGAGUGCGAGUCCGCAUUGACAUUCUUGAAUCGUGAUCUUGGUAUUCUAUCGGCUUCAAUUGCACGUGAGCGAGGCAAUGAGGUGACUUUAUGAUGACUGUGUUACGAGAUAGACACCCACCAACAUGAUCUCUUGACUCUCUAUUGAGGACAUGUUUUGCAGCUGGAGUAUUUUUAUUUUUCCUCCUUAUAUAGAGAUUAAAUUGACUGUCACAGUAAAAUUGUAUUUUGAGCACGUCUAAAUUAUUAUUCAUUACAAACGUCAGUGAUUGUAUGGUCCCUAGCUACCCUCAAAUCUUCAAUAUUGUGUAAGUUGAACGUUGAACUAAAUCUUCUUCGAAUGGAUGGGAUUAUUUGUUGAAAAAGCUGGUA
Jatropha curcas is the source of this 1412-nucleotide messenger RNA. Lineage: Eukaryota; Viridiplantae; Streptophyta; Magnoliopsida; Malpighiales; Euphorbiaceae. The record is from RefSeq and is a predicted model, not a curated record.